AAACCAAAAAUAAAUAAAGAAUAAGAAAAAGAAAAAGAAAAAGCAAGAUCUGGCAACUGAUUGGAUAUGUGAGUGUGGAAGUGAAGGAGACCAAGGAGUAGAGAAUGAUACUGAGGUUGUAAAGGAAGGAGACAGGAAGAAUGGGAGGUUUCCUUGGUCUAAAAGUGCAAUUGGUGAGAACUUCCUUUAGAAAUUAAUCUUCUACUUGUGUCUUGGCUUGCCUGUGUGUCUUCAUCUGGCAUGCACAAAGAGCAGUAGUGUAUCAGAAGGCAUCAGGCUCAGGCACUAUGACUGAAAAGUGGGUGUCUAUUCUGCUGCUGCUGCAGCUCUGCUGCUUUGGAUGUGGAUCCUGUGGGAAGGUCCUGAUGUGGCCAUUGGAACAUAGCCACUGGCUUAAUAUGAUGGCAAUUCUUGAAGAGCUGGCACAAAGGGGUCACUUGGUGACUGUGUUAGUGUCUUCUGAUAUGUUUCUCACUGGUUCCACUGACUCUUCAGGGCUGAACUAUGACGUUUUUCCUGUACCGGAAAUAAAAGAACUGGUGGACAACUUGGAUAUUUUUUUGAGCGUGAUGAUUAACAAAAACCCCACUUUUUCACACUGGGAAAAACUGGGAAUUUCAAGAAUCUUUCAGCACUUAUUUUCUUGUUGUAAAAUCAAGCUGCAACAAACUGGCUAUGAUAUGCUGUUAGCAGAUGCUGCAUUUCCAUGUGGAGAUCUGAUAGCGGAGGUGCUUGAAAUCCCUUUCAUAAAUAGUCUCCGGUGGAGCAUGGGGAAUGCCUAUGAGAAAUACUGUGGGGGACUUCCUUCUCCUCUUUCCUAUGUGCCCAUGCCCAUGGGCAGACUGACUGACAAGAUGACCUUCAUGGACAGGGUGGAGAAUAUACAACUAUCUCUCUUCUUUGACUAG
This is a messenger RNA of Phascolarctos cinereus (koala), 908 nucleotides long. The record is from RefSeq and is a predicted model, not a curated record. Lineage: Eukaryota; Metazoa; Chordata; Mammalia; Diprotodontia; Phascolarctidae.